AAGUCUGUGGUUUCCCGUGUAGAAAUCGAGGCGUAGCCAGGCAGGGCUGAGAGAGAAGGAACGGAAGCAAGCCGUAGGAGAACUCGCUGUCAAAGCAACCGUCCGGAGGAGCUGAGAUGGAGGAAGGCCAGACUCCAGACAAGCCAGAGCGAGGACGAAGGGGAUGAGGAACAGGGUGCUGCCGGAAACUGCCAGCGGUGUGAAGGCAAGGGGACCAGAAAGCGGAGUAGAAAAUCCUUCCACAGAGCAGAAUCUUCAGAAAAUCCGUUUGGAGCAAGCUAAAAAAAAAUGGAUCAUGAAAUGAAUGCAAUGGGAAAAGAACAGACACCGAAGAGUGAUGUUUCGGAAGCAGGAACGGCGGAAACAGCAGGAACGGCAGGAAAACGGAGCCUCACUUCUCAAGUUGAAUUCAGCGCUCUGCCAAGCCAGAGUCCAGUUCUACGCUCGAAGCAACGAACUCCGAAGCAUGCCUUUGUCCGUCCCUGGAAAUCGCUGCCUCCCACUCCUUCGGGAUUACUGGAAAAAAACCAGAAAGUCUUUUUCUCUUCUCUGACUUCCCUCCAGGCUGAAGAGUUUUUUGACAUGGUGGCCACAAUCCAGGCCCGGAGGCUCAAUGACCAGCGGGCGGAUUUUGUGGGGCCUGAAUCUGCAAGCGAAGAGAAUCCUGGGAUAUCGGAAGACCAACUCUAUGACACUAUCCUAGCUCACCAGAGCCAGCGUCUUGAGGAUCAACGCACGGAGCCUCCUAUCCCGGUGGGAAUUCAAGGGCUACUGGAUUUACUGCUUUCAGCUCAAGGGACCCGGAUGGAAGACCAGCGCUCUGCCCUUCCUCCGGGCCUAGCCGCCCCACCCUUGCUAGGAAGGCAGCCCUCCUUUCUACACGGAGUAUGAAACUCCUCUUUCCUUCAUCAUUUGGGAGUUCAAAAGACGAUUAACCUAGUCGGAAAUGGGAACUGGAUUGAUCUCAGCUGUGAGGACUGAAAAAUAUCAAACCAUGUUGGAAGACUUUGGGCAGGAAAGGUAUCACGCUUUGCAAGAAAAGGAAGAGGAAAACUCAUGCUCCAGCACAACACAGCUUUGCAAAUGACUAAUUUUUUUAAAAAAUACUGGCUAUGACAUGUAGAUGCUCUCUGAGCUUGGUGUUUUUCUCGCAGAGGUUUCAUUACCAAACUAGGUAACGUCAUCAACGCUGGAAGGGAGCGGGGUUGACAUCUAUCCUUUCUAUUGCUCAGUGGAGACUCCGGCCCUCCCUCUCUGCCUCCUCCCUGCCAAAAGCCAAUACGGGCAGUACAGGUACUCCUCGACUCACAACCACCACUGGGGCUGAAAUUUCUGCCGCUAAGCAAGAUGGUCAUUAAGUGAUAAUGCCUGGUUUUACCUUUUUGCCACAAUCACGAAGCAAAUCACACAGUCGUUCAGCAGAUUUGACUGUCUCCAUUGACUUUGCUUGCCAGACAUCCGUUGGGAAGGCAAUCAUGUCACACACACACGCACACACACACGCACGCACACCCCCAGGACUCUACAACUGUUGUAAACAUAUCAGUUCCCAAGCACCCAAACUUUGAUCACAUGACCACAUGGAUGCUGCAAUGGUCAUAAGUUCAAGAACUGGUUGUAAAUCGCUUUUUUCAGCACCGUUGCAACUUUGAACGGCCCCUGUCUAAAUUGCAAGUCGAAGACUACUUGUGCAUUUAGAGGGCCAAUGAAAAGUCACAGCGGUGCCAUGAUUUUUAACAGUUUAGGGGUGGCAUGAAAAGGAAUGUACCAUUGAUUAAGGGCAGUGGGAAAAUCUCUAUUUGCAAUAUAUGGGAGUCUUAAGAUGCUACGAGACUGUGGAUUUAAGUUUAGCGUGUUUAUCCCCAAAAGCACUAGGCCUAAUGUCUCAGCUAAUUCGUCCCUGCAGUGAAAAAGCUCUUAAGUUAGCCCUUUUCCUAAAUAAUUUGAUGUUUAGUGCAAUGUUUCUGAAUCGGGAUGCCUCCAAUUGUCCUAUGCAAAGCCAUCCUAGGGAAAUAGUUCAAUAGGUCUAGUAAAUUAUACCUAGAGCUUAUUUGAAAACGACAAAAUAAAUGUAGCUGCUUUCAUUUGCCUGCGAAGAAAAGAGACAGGUUGAUGGUCUUCUAAUUCCUAAACAUAUUAUGGAUCCUGUUUUAUUUAAGAAUUGCUAGAGAACCCUGCUGGAUCUGGCUGUCAACCCAUGCAAACCAGCAUUCUGAGUCGCACAGUGGCCUAUUGGCUUAUGUUGGGGAAGCUCACAAGCCCAGAUUGGAGAGCGAGCACCUUCUUCUCCUCUUUCUCCCUGGUCAUGGGACUUUUCAGAUUUUGGGACCCAUAUGAAUCUCUCACACAAUGUCUAGGUACGGAGUCUCUGCUGCAAAGGGACAGCCAUGUAAAUUCGUUUAAUAAUUAAACGAUAGGUACGUCCCAUUCCAAAUAUUGAAAAUACAAACAAGUGGUCGAAGUGACAUAGUAUUCCUGUUUGCGGUAAUACAGUGUUCAUGCACAAGGGAAGUUUUGGAAUUUAUAAAAUUUGAGGGGAAGGCAUCAGAAUAGGGCUGAUCAACCUUGGCAGCUUUAAGAUGCGCAGACUUCGACUCCCAGAAUUCCCCAGCCAGC
Messenger RNA from Pseudonaja textilis, 2616 nucleotides. RefSeq names its product G protein signaling modulator 3 (gene GPSM3). Lineage: Eukaryota; Metazoa; Chordata; Lepidosauria; Squamata; Elapidae. The record is from RefSeq and is a predicted model, not a curated record. Gene Ontology annotation, biological process: regulation of inflammatory response. Gene Ontology annotation, molecular function: GTPase regulator activity; protein binding.